ACCGGAAGUUUGUCGAAAAGGACGGAAGACGAAAAACGUGAUUGAAGAAUGAAAGGCCAGAGAAAGAAAAUGGCGUCUUCUUCAUUACACAGUACUUCACCUUCUUAGUGGAUUUAUGAAAUGAUGACAUGUAUGACCGCUUCCACACAAGAAACAGUGACAUGGAGGACAAAAGCAGUCUGGAAGCUGCAGCUGAAGCAGCUGCUAAAGUGAAUGCCAUGCUCAUUGCAAAGGGAAUGCUCCGACCCAAUCAAAUUCAUUCUGGGACUAAUGUUAUUACUAAAAAGGGAGGUGGUCCAAACAGUCUUGUGGUUGCAGAAGUGGAAAUCAAUAAUUUAACCACCCCAUGCAGGAACACUUUGACUCGUGGCACAACCCAAGAAGAGAUAUCUAAGGCCAGUGGAGCAGCUGUUACAACAAGAGGGCGCUACAUGGUUCCUGAUGAAAAGGCUCGAAAUCCCAGAGACCGAUGUUUGUAUUUGAAUGUUCAAGCUGCUUCUAAAGAAUCUGUUGAUAUUGCGGUGGACAAGAUAAAUGAGAUCAUCAAGAGCAUGUGCGGGAACAAAAAUGACAACCGGGGUCAUGUAGGGCAAUUUGGUAGUGGAGGCAGAAUGCGCCCCCCUCUUCGCAUGAACCACAGGUUUCCAGUUCGGAUCCCACACAAUCAGCCGCCCCCGCCUCUCAUGUCUCUGCCUACCCCUCCACCAUUGCACACUCAGAUGCCACCCCCUCCACAACCAGCUCCUCACACUGUGACAGUCUUACAAGAGAAAUUGUACAUUGGACUGGAACAUGCACCCCCAAAUUUUGACACCAAGAAUAAACUUUUGGGCCCUGGAGGCUCCUUCCUGCAACAUAUCCAGACAGAGACAGGUGCUCAUGUCAGCCUCAGAGGAAAAGGUUCUGGUUUUGGUGACCUUGGUGGUGCAGAUACCAUCGAGCCCAUGCAUGUGCACAUUGAACAUCCAUCCUUGGUGGGUCUUCAGGAGGCGAAGAAGUUGGCAGAAAAUUUGAUACAAACGGUGCAACAAUCAUAUGUCAGUUUCCAGCAGGCGUUAGCAGCCAUGCCGGCGUCUGUGCCCACUGGGCUCAUGACUGGACUGCCCCAGCAGCCAACGUUCCUAGAGCCCCAGCUUGGUCAUGGACAGCCUCCCCUGGCUACCAUUGCUGCAGUGCAAGAGCAGCCCAUGCAAGCCCUCCCGCCUCAAGUUCAGCAAGUGGGACCUCCAACCAUGCUGGUACCAGCUGGGUCAGUGGCUAAUUCUAUGCCUGCAUUACCACAAGCCAUGGCCAACACAGCCCCAGGCCAGCCAAUGGUGAUUCCCCAAAGCCUGAGCUUGACCACCAUGCCCCUUGUGAACAGCAUGCCCGUGUCGGCGGCCUCCAUCAUGCAGCAGCAACCACCACCCAUGGAGUUGGCAGGCCAGCAGCAAGUUCUCCUGAGCCAGCAAGUUUCUGCCCCACCGCCCCAGCAUCUGACCCCAGUGGGCAUGCCUCAGGUGGUCCCCGCACCACAGCCUGUUCAGCAGGCUGUGGCUGCUCCAAUGGCCGCCUACUCCCAUGUGCAGUCGUCUGUCCAGCUGGUCUCACAGGCUGUGUCGAUGGCGCCACCUGGCAUGGUGCAGCAACCCGGGCCGCCCAUAUUGGCUCAAGGUCCACAGCACGGGAUUCUACAAGCUCCACCACCACAGCCUGUACCGUCUAUGUCAGCUCCGACGUCAGUCAUGUACACGGUGGCUUCAUCUAACGCCAGUCUGUAUUACACCACACCUAAGGAAGCGGAUAUGGUGAAGCGCAGGUUUACCGAGGAGAAAGAUGACAAGAUUCCAGAGAAUUUGUUGGGGUACCAGCAUGGCCCCCCUCACCUGGUGAACCUGGUCCGGUCCAGCCCGCCCCCACAGUCAGUCCCAGCUCCCAUCUCCCAGGGCCCACAGCCCCCACCCCCCAUGGCGCCCCAGUUGGUGCAGGGCCCGCCGCCCGGCCUGAUUGUGUCUCACCUACCCCCAGAGCAGGGCCAGUUUGCCCACCACCUGGGCGGUCAGACCAUCAUCCAGCACGCCCCUCAGCCUCUGCUGGCCGGGCCCCCACCCCCAGAGGGACAACAGAUCUUGGGCCCACCUCCCCCCGGCCCGCCUCAGUUCCCGCCAAGUAUGCCCCCACCUCCCCCGCCACACCAGGGCCUGCCUUCGCAUCAUCAAGGACCCCCGCCCCCGCUUCACCAUCAGGGAUUGCCUCCCCCUCCACCCCACCAGGGCCCACCCCUCCCCCACCAGCCGCCCCACCCCCUCCCUCAACAUUUACUGGGACCGCCACCAGCUCUGUCACCAUCACACCAGCCAAGCCAGUCGCCAGGCCUUGAGUCCAGACCCCCAAGUCAUGGACACUGUGUUGUGAGCUCGGCAGCCCUGAUGCCCCCACCACCACCACCUACAGCAGUGACCGCUCAGUCACCUAUAGAUAUGAAGAGAGAUGAGGAGAACAGAAGCAUGCCGCCGCCCAAGUCUCCCGAUGUGCCAUGGGAAAAUAGUGCCAAGAGAAAAGGAUCAAGCCCUCAGCAUGAACCAGAGAAAAAGAAGAUCAGAGGUAUACUAAAGAAUAAACAGCAAGGUGAACCAGCCCAAGAUGGAGAGAAGGAGGAAGAAGCUGAAAACAACCCAGAAGGAGAACAAGAGGAGGAGAAACCCUCUCACCCUGCCUCCCCUCAGUACCAGGGACAGCCACUUCGCUACCCUGCGAUGGCUUCAGACCCGAACCUCCCCCCAACCUCUCAGGAGUCCGGCAUCCCCCACCAGCACCGGCCGCUGCUCUCGGCUGUACCCACUAGUCUGGCCCCCAUGGCUGGCGUUCCCACCAGCCUCCCCCCUGGUCACCACAUUAUGCAACAGAUCGACCCCAGUCUGCCCCCUCAGGUCCACCUGGCCCCACAACACUUGCACCUGGAAGCUCCCCCUAGACUGGAGGGCCCCCCACCAACGCAGAUUGUGGUAGAACACCCCGGUCCCCACGGUGCUCCCAUUCACAUCACUCACCACCGCGUCCCCGCCCCCGCACAGAUACACAUCGAGCACCCAGUGGGGGGUGGGCCCCCGCGGCAGGUCCUCAUGGAGCACCCGCCCCCUCAGGCCAUUCAGAUUGAGCACACGGCACCGCCUUCUCUGCAGCCGCCCGCCGGCCACCCGGAGCACCUCCACCACCACCCCCACGCCCACGUGGCAGGAGCCCAGCCCCCACCCAGCCAGGAGAUGUAUGAGUUUGAGGCAGGCGCCCAGCAAGUUCCCCCAGCCCCUCCGCAGUACCAGAACUUUGAGCAUGUGGCCGUCUCUCAGCCCAACCCGUCGGCCGGUGAGCAACAGCUGCUGGCUCCCCCUGGCUCGGCGGUCAUCGUGUCCAGCACCCAGCCCUUCCCCCAGUACUCGGUGGCCAUCUCCUCGGCUGCCGCGCCUCCCCCUGUAGCGGCAGCGUCGUUUGCACUGCCCACCUCAGCCCCGCCCUUCUCCAUCCACAGCCAGCAC
Molecule: messenger RNA, 3512 nt
Organism: Aplysia californica (California sea hare)
Lineage: Eukaryota; Metazoa; Mollusca; Gastropoda; Aplysiida; Aplysiidae
Product: proline-rich protein 36
Cellular component (GO): nucleus
Molecular function (GO): RNA binding
Source: RefSeq, a predicted model, not a curated record